AUGGACUACAAUCUGGGCAUCGGCCCUGAGCCAAAACAUGUCGACCGCAAACUACUAUAUACCAGCCUGGAAGAGAGAAUCAAGUAUCUGCAUGCCUUCCUAGACUUUAAUUCCGCCGACGUCGAGGCGCUCAUGACUGGCACAAAAUACAUCAAGCAGCUAAUCCCCGCCGUCGUCAACCUGGUCUACAAGAAGCUGCUGCAAUUCGAUAUCACAUCCCGCGCCUUCCACACCCGGUCUACUGUCGACGAAACAGAACCAGAAAAAGACUAUCUCCAUGAAGAAACACCACAGAUUAAGCGGCGGAAGAUGUUCCUGCGGUGGUAUCUUGUGCGGCUGUGUCAGGAUCCGACGACGAUGGAUUUCUGGCGGUAUCUGAACAAAGUGGGGAUGAUGCACAGCGGCCAGGUCCGCAUGCACCCCCUCAACAUCGAAUACAUUCACAUCAGCGCCUGCAUGGGCUACAUCCAAGACAUCUUCGUCGAAGCACUGAUGUCACACCCACAGUUGUCACUGCGCCGCAAGAUCGCCCUCGUGCGCGCCGUCACCAAGAUUCUCUGGAUCCAGAACGACCUGUUUGCCAAGUGGCAUGUCCGCGACGGCGAGGAGUUCGCCGACGAAAUGUCCGAGUACAGUUUCGACCCACGCGAGGGCUUUCUGGAUGACACGCGCAUUCUCGGCGGCAGCAGCAUUACCACCACUACCACCAACACUACCUCUGGUGGGAGUAGCUUGGUCGAUGAGGAUCAGACUAGUAUUGCUAGUAGUGCGGCGCCUUCGGCUCAUAGUGGGGCGGCGCCGGCGCAGACGGGGGCUUCGAAGGGGUCGAUUUGCCCUUUUGCUGAGAUGGGGAAGGGAUCGUCUGAGACGAAGAUCUGGGCUGAUUGA
This is a messenger RNA of Penicillium alfredii, 888 nucleotides long. Its product is annotated as protoglobin family protein. The transcript has 3 exons. Lineage: Eukaryota; Fungi; Ascomycota; Eurotiomycetes; Eurotiales; Aspergillaceae. The record is from RefSeq and is a predicted model, not a curated record. The coding region runs from base 1 to 888 and encodes 295 amino acids. Gene Ontology annotation, molecular function: heme binding; oxygen binding.